Messenger RNA from Fibroporia radiculosa, 414 nucleotides. RefSeq lists its product as uncharacterized. The transcript has a single exon. Bases 1 to 414 code for a protein of 137 amino acids. The record is from RefSeq and is a predicted model, not a curated record. Lineage: Eukaryota; Fungi; Basidiomycota; Agaricomycetes; Polyporales; Fibroporiaceae.
AUGCUGAGCGCACCUGUUCCCCCGCCGCCGGUAUCGGCGCUCCCCCAACGCCCCCCUUCGCCCGCGCCGUCCACGAUCAACCUAUAUACCACCCCGUCGACGCCCAUUGGCGAGCCCAUCACGACGCUACAAAACGACCCCAUGUUCCUCCUCUCCACGCCCCCCACCCCGCCUCUCCCGCUGGCCUCAAUGGUGCCCCCGCCCCUGCCCGAGUCCACAUCCGACUGGCAGGGUGUCACAUCGUUGUCGCCCCCGCCCCGCCGCGGCUCGCGCCGCAUCUCCGCGCAGGAGCGCGAGAGCCUCGAGUCCACGCGCCCCACGCCAGACGCCGCCGGUCCGGACGUCCAGCCUGCCCGUUUGUCUAUCUCGCUUUCGCCCUCUACGUCCGCUGUGUCUCUGCUGGUAGAUAUGUAG